GCCCACCUUCCCUCAUUUCACGAACCCCCGUUGUGCUCCAGGGGAAGCCCUCCUCUCCUUCCAGUCCGUCCCUCUUCCCUCCGCCGUCCGCUCGAUCCUUCCCUCCGCCGCCAGUCUCCUCUCAUCCCAUCCGUGUCCAUCCCUGCCCAAACCCAUCCAUUGCCUGCGGUUCUCCGACACGGUGAUCCGUCUGCCCUCCUCUCUGUCUCUUCCCUAAUCUACUUCUUCUCUCUCUUCCUUGCUCCGGUGGCCGGCGUCCAUUAAUCUAUCGCUUUAUCUCACACUCUUUCUAUAUAUGAAACCCUGGGAAUUUAUUGCAUACAUAUAGAUAUAUAUUUCAUCUACGUCCCAUCUCCGCCGUCCUUCCCCCUCGUUCUAGGUUUUCUCUCUGAUGGCGACGGCGGCGACGAUGCUGGCGUCAGAGGCGGGGAUCUCGCCGGACCUGUACCCGAGCGAGGACGACCUGGUCUACGAGGAGGAGAUCCUCCGCAACCCCUUCAGCUUGAAGCUGUGGUGGCGCUACCUGGUGGCCCGCGCCGGCGCCCCCUUCAAGAAACGGUCGGUGAUCUACGAGCGCGCCCUCAAGGCCCUCCCGGGGUCCUACAAGCUCUGGCACACCUACCUUCGCGAGCGCCUCGACCUCGUGCGCUCCCUCCCCAUCUCCCACCCGGCCUACGAGUCCCUCAACAACACUUUCGAGCGCGCCCUCGUCACCAUGCACAAGAUGCCCCGCAUCUGGAUCAUGUACUUGACCUCCCUCACCGAGCAGCGCCUCCUCACCCGCGCCCGCCGCACCUUCGACCGCGCCCUCCGCGCCCUCCCGGUCACCCAGCACGACCGCAUCUGGGCCCCCUACCUAGCCCUCGUCUCCCUCCCCGGCGUCCCCGUCGAGACUUCCCUUCGCGUCUACCGCCGCUACCUCCUCUUCGACCCCUCCCACAUCGAGGACUUCAUCGACUUCCUCAUCACCUCCCAGCGCUGGCAGGAGGCCGCCGAGCGAUUGGCCUCCGUCCUCAACGACGACUCCUUCCACUCCAUCAAGGGCAAGACUCGCCACCAGCUCUGGCUUGAGCUCUGUGACCUCCUCACCCGCCACGCCACCGAGGUCUCCGGUCUCAAGGUCGAUGCCAUCAUCCGGGGUGGCAUCCGGCGCUUCACCGACGAGGUCGGCCGCCUUUGGACGUCCCUCGCCGACUACUACGUCCGCCGGGGGCUCUACGAGAAGGCCCGUGACAUCUUCGAGGAGGGCCUCACCACCGUAACUACUGUGAGGGAUUUCAGCGUCAUCUUCGAGUCCUAUGCCCAGUUCGAGCAGAGCGCAUUAUCUGCAAAGCUUGAGACGGUCGACGGCUCGGAUGAAGAGGGGGACCAGGACGAGGAGAAUGGCAAAGAUGGCAUCACGAAGCUUACGAAGAAAUUCCUUCAUGGCUUCUGGUUGAAUGACGAUGACGAUGUGGAUCUCAGGUUGGCUAGGUACGAGAACCUCUUGGAAAGGAGGCCGGAGCUCCUCAACAGCGUCAUCUUGAGGCAGAAUCCUCACAAUGUGAAGGAGUGGCACAACCGAGUAAAGCUUUUCGAGGGCAAUCCUGCAAAGCAAGUGUUGACGUAUACAGAGGCAGUGAGAACUGUGGAUCCCAUGAAAGCGGUGGGGAAGCCCCACACAUUGUGGGUUGCUUUUGCAAAGCUGUAUGAGAGCCACAGUGAUCUCGAGAAUGCUACAAAGAUAUUUGAGAAGGCUGUACAAGUGAAUUACAAGACAGUUGAUAAUCUGGCUAGUGUGUGGUGUGAAUGGGCAGAGAUGAUGCUGAGGCACAAGAACUUUAAGAAGGCACUGGAACUCAUGAGGCGGGCAACUGCAGAGCCCUCUGUCGAGGUCAAGCGGAGAGUUGCUGCUGACGGGAAUGAACCAGUGCAGAUGAAGUUGCAUAAAUCUCUGAGGCUGUGGAGCUUUUAUGUGGAUUUGGAGGAGAGCUUAGGAAUGUUAGAAUCCACUCGUGCUGUUUAUGAGAGAAUACUUGAUUUGAGAAUAGCUACCCCACAAAUCAUACUUAACUAUGCUUUUCUUCUUGAGGAGCACAAAUACUUUGAGGAUGCAUUUAAGGUGUAUGAAAGAGGUGUAAAGAUCUUUAAAUACCCCCAUGUUAAAGAUAUAUGGGUCACUUACCUCUCCAAAUUUGUGAAAAGAUAUGGAAAAACCAAGCUAGAACGGGCAAGAGAACUAUUUGAGCAUGCAGUUGAAAAGGCACCUGCAGAAGAUGUGAAGCCCCUUUAUCUGCAAUAUGCAAAACUGGAGGAAGAUUAUGGGCUUGCAAAGCGCGCAAUGAAAGUUUAUGAUCAAGCUGUGAAGGCUGUCCCUAAUAGUGAAAAAUUGAACAUGUAUGAAAUUUACAUUGCUCGAGCUGCCGCAUUUUUUGGUGUUCCAAAAACAAGGGAGAUAUAUGAGCAAGCCAUUGAAUCCGGUCUCCCUGAUAAGGAUGUAAAAACAAUGUGCAUGAGAUAUGCCGAACUUGAAAGGAACUUAGGAGAAAUUGAUCGUGCUCGUGCCAUAUAUGUGUUUGCAUCACAGUAUGCAGAUCCACGGUCUGAUCCUGAUUUCUGGAAAAAAUGGAAAGAUUUUGAGAUACAACAUGGUAAUGAGGAUACCUUUAGAGAAAUGCUUCGUAUCAGCCGUAGUGUCUCAGCUAGCUACAGUCAGACACAUUUCAUCCUCCCUGAGUACCUGAUGCAAAAGGAUCAGAAGCUAAAUCUAGAAGAAGCUGUGGACACUCUAAAGCGUGCUGGGGUUCCAGAAGAUGAAAUGGCUGCUUUAGAAAGGCAAUUGGCACCUGCACCUGCUAAUGUACCUGCUAGUGAUGGUAGCAGAGUGAUGAACUUUGUGAGUGCUGGAGUAGAGUCACAGCCUGAUGGGAGGAAGGUUACUGCAAAUAAUGAGGAUAUCGAAUUGCCAGAAGAAAGUGACUCUGAGGAUGAGAACAUUGAGAUAGCCCAAAAGAAUGUUCCUGCUGCCGUAUUUGGAGACCUUGCCCGCAAUGUUGCUGAAGAUCAGGAUCAAGGUGCUGCUGCUGAGGAUAAUGCGAACCACAGUAACUUAGGUGCCCUUGAGAGAAUAAAAAGGCAAAGACGACAGUAGAGUCACCAUAUUGACGCUAGAUCAGUUUCAUAAUUCCAUCUUUGAAAUUCUCUUAGACAUGUGAUCCGCAGGUAUUGUUUGGCUUGAAGUCUGUUGUUGUAUAUAUAUAUUCUCUCUCAAGCGUACAUGUGAUUGUCCUUUUUCCGGAGUAUUGGUUGUAUUUGAUGGAAAAACAACCAAUAUUCAUUUUGAAGUUUGCUAAUGCAUCCGUGAAUCUCGUCUUGCAUGAAUUUUUGAAAGUUGAUUCCAGCUUAAAUUCCAGGGA
Elaeis guineensis (African oil palm) is the source of this 3395-nucleotide messenger RNA. Lineage: Eukaryota; Viridiplantae; Streptophyta; Magnoliopsida; Arecales; Arecaceae. The record is from RefSeq and is a predicted model, not a curated record.